AUGACCUGUGCAGCCACAUCUGGAGGUUGUGGAGUUAGUACAGCGUGCGCACCGUCAGCGCCAGCAAUCGCGAGCACACCUGGUGUUAUCUCGUCUGCAAGCACACCAAGUCGCCAUAUCACAGCCGGGGAGAAGGAAGAACUGAAGAAGAAGAAAGAGGAGCGCGCAGAGAAGAAGCAACAAAGGAAGGAGGUUCGAGACGAGGCAAAGGCAGACACCAAGGCCAAGCUCCCGGACACGACUAGCAAGAAGGCUAAGCUUCGGCUCUCCGGCGACUGUGGCGGCGGCGACUCCGGCGGUUGCAGCACAUCCCAUACCGCAGGCGACGGAGGUGACGGCGGCAGCUACUCAGGCGGAGAUUCAGGAACCGAUUACAUCCCACAAGGAUCCUCCUCGUCCAGCCGACCAUUGACAGCCGAGGAGCGUGCGGAACGCGACCGCAAACGCAAAGAAGAUCAAGAGGAGUACGAGCGUAAGCGAGCGGAAAAAAAAGAGAAGAAGCAACAAAGGAGGGCAGUCCGAGCCGAGACCGCUACUGCAGUCAAAGCGAAGCGCCACGAGGCGGCUAAGCUGAAGGAGAAGAUCCGCCUGACCGCCACGCUUCUUACACUCAAGCUCCAUCUUUGA
Molecule: messenger RNA, 627 nt
Organism: Alternaria novae-zelandiae
Lineage: Eukaryota; Fungi; Ascomycota; Dothideomycetes; Pleosporales; Pleosporaceae
Exons: 2
Coding region: 1-627 (208 amino acids)
Source: RefSeq, a predicted model, not a curated record